AUGGACUGGUGUGGACCCCGUGUCCCUCUCUGCUUCUUAAAUCCUUUUGCAAAGGAGAGGAAAGCCCCUCCUCAAGAUAAACCAUUUCCAAAGGACCUGGUGGGGCUUGGUUCUGGCCUGAGUUGUGCUAUCAGCAUUCUGGGAAAGUCUCUGGCUGAUGAACUUGCUCUUGUGGAUGUUCUGGAAGAUAAGCUUAAAGGAGAAAGGAUGGAUCUGCAGCAUGGGAGCUUAUUUCUUCAGACACCUAAAACUGUGGCAGAUAAAGAUUACUCUGUGACUGCCAAUUCUAAGAUCGUGGUGGUAACUGCAGGCGUCCAUCAGCAAGAGGGGGAGAGUCGUCUCAAUCUGGUACAGAGAAAUGUUAAUGUUGUCAAGUUCAUUCUUCCUCAGAUCGUCAAGUACACGCCUGAUUGCAUCAUAAUUGUGGUUUCCAAUCCAGUGGACAUUCUUACAUAUGUUACCUGGAAACUAAGUGGAUUACCCAAACACCAUGUGAUUGGAAGUGGGUGCAACCUGGAUUCUGCUAGAUUUCACUAUCUUAUGGCUAAAAAGCUUGGCAUUCAUCCCAGCAGCUGCCACGGAUGGAUUUUGGGAGAGCAUGGCGACUCAAGUGUGGCUGUGUGGAGUGGAGUAAAUGUGGCAAGUGUUUCUCUCCAGGAAUUGAAUCCAGAAAUGGGAACAGACAAUGAUAGUGAAAAUUGGAAAGAAGUGCAUAAGAUGGUGGUUGAGAGUGCCUAUGAAGUCAUCAGGCUAAAAGGAUAUACUAAUUGGGCAAUUGGAUUAAGUGCAGCUGAUCUUCUUGAAUCCAUGCUGAAAAAUCUAUCCAGGAUUCACCCAGUAUCCACAGUGGUGAAGGGGAUGUACGGUAUUGAGAAUGAAGUCUUCCUGAGCCUUCCGUGUAUCCUCAACACUCGGGGAUUAACUAGCGUCAUCAACCAGAAACUAAAGGGUGAAGAGGUUGCUCAGCUCAAGAAAAAUGCAGAUACGAUAUAUGGAUAUAUACAGAAAAACCUGAAGGAACUACAUCAAAAUGAUGGCAUUGAUUAA
Otolemur garnettii (small-eared galago) is the source of this 1047-nucleotide messenger RNA. RefSeq names its product L-lactate dehydrogenase B chain-like. Gene Ontology annotation, biological process: carboxylic acid metabolic process. Gene Ontology annotation, cellular component: cytoplasm. Gene Ontology annotation, molecular function: L-lactate dehydrogenase (NAD+) activity. The record is from RefSeq and is a predicted model, not a curated record. NCBI's taxonomy places the organism in Eukaryota, Metazoa, Chordata, Mammalia, Primates, Galagidae.